AUGUGGAUCAAGGAAAAAGAAAGCUCCUCCUCUGGGACCCCCCACAUCUGGAUCCUAGAAGGAAUGCCUCUGGACCUCCCACACCCAGGCCUCCUGAGCCGCACUGUCUUCAGUGACUGUGGCUUCAUGGGACGUCUGGACAUCCUGCAGAGAAGCCCUGCCACCGCCAUGACCUUGAGUCCCAUUCCAGAUGCUGGCAAAGGAGAAGGUGAGGAAGAGGAGGAGGAAGACGGGGAGCUCCGUCUGCCAGCCGCCCCAAAGAAUUGCCUCCCCCGCCAGGGCAUCAGCAUCCUGGAGAAGCUGGUCAGGACCUGCCCGGUGUGGCUGCAGCUGGGUCUGGACCGGAUGCAGGCAGCGGAGAUUCUGCAGCAGGAAGCGGCCGGGAUGUUUCUGGUCCGUAAGAACAGCAGCUCCAAGCGCCUGGUUCUCUGUGUCCACGUCCCUUCGAGGAAUGAGGGCUUGUCCAGGGUGCUUGAAUACAACAUUAAAGAAGAAAAAUCAAUUCUCUUCUUGGAGGGCUCCGUACUCGUGUUCGAGGACAUCUUCAGGCUGGUCGCCUUCUACUGUGUCAGCAGAGACUUACUGCCCUUCACGCUGAGGCUGCCCCCGGCUAUCCUUGAGGCCCGAAGCUUCACAGACCUGCAGACCAUCUCCAACCUGGGCCUGGGCUUCUGGGACUCAUCGCUGAACCCCCGGCAAGCAGUAGGGAGCCCAGCGGAUCCCCCCAAGGACCUAGCCCCCGGGGCGCCCCCAGCCUCCAGCCUCAAGCCCACCACCCAUCAUGAGAACUGUUCCUGCGAAAUCGAGCUGGCCGUAGGCACUGACCGCCUGUGGUUCGUGAACCCCAUCUUUAUUGAGGACUAUGAGGCCCUCGCUCCUGCACUCCCAAUUUCUGCUCCCCACCUCACACCCUAUGCCCCAGAGCCCCCAGACCUUCCAAACCAGCCACCCGUGGCAGCCUGUGAGAGGCUCCCACGCCCUGCCCCACACCCGGGCCCCCUCAGGGAGGAAGAGGAGAAACGGCGGAUUGCCCCGGCCCCUCCGCUGCCCACAAAGAAGGGCCUGCCUCCUGCACCCCCAAGACGACGCCUGUCCGAAAGGGUCUCCCUCGAGGAGCUCGGCUCAGGGAAGGCGGUAGGUGGGGACCCGCUCGGCCCUUCCAGGGUGACCUCGCUCAGCCUGCCUCUCCCAGGGACCUCAGACAGCUCUGGGGACAGGCCUCAGAGGACCACGGAGCAAGGCCAGCAAGCAGAGGCCACAGCCAGAAGCCUGGGCAGCAUGCACGAGCCGCCCAAGAAGAUCAGACAGCCCCCCGUGCCACCCCCCAGAAAGAAGCGCAUCUCCCGGCAGCUGGCCUCUGUCCUCCCAAGUCCCUUGGAGGGCACCGAGGUCUCCAGGGAGGAGGUAGCCCCCGAGAAGCCCCCACCUGAACCCCCCAAAGAAGGCCCAACCCCUGCCCCACAAGCUGGGACUCAGAGCCUCCAGGUCCAGGCUGGUGGCCGCCCCCAGAGCGCCCCAGAGUUCAAGGGCUCGCUGGCCUCCCUGUCGGACAGCCUGGGCGUGCCUGCGUCGGCCGCAGACCAGGACUCGUACUCCACCAGCAGCACGGAGGAGGAGCUGGAGCAGUUCAGCAGCCCCAGCGUGAAGAAGAAGCCGGCCAUGAUCCUGGACAAGGCGCGCCACCGCCUUAGCUUUGCGAGCUUCACCAGCGUCUUCCACGCCUUCCUGUCCAACAACCGCAAGCUGUACAAGAGGGUGGUGGAGCUGGCUCAGGACAAGGCCUCCUACUUCGGCAGCCUGGUGCAGGACUACAAGGUGUACAGCCUGGAGAUGAUGGCGCAGCAGACCUCCAGCACCGAGAUGCUGCAGGAGAUCCGUACCAUGAUGACCCAGCUCAAAAGCUAUCUGCUGCAAAGCACCGAGCUCAAGGUCCUGGUGGACCCCAGCCUGCACGCGGAGGAGGAGCUCGAAGCGAUCGUGGAGUCUGCCCUGUACAAGUGUGUCCUGAAGCCGCUGAAGGACGCCAUCAACUCCUGCCUACACGAGAUCCACAGCAGGGAUGGCUCGCUGCAGCAGCUCAAGGAGAACCAGCUGGUGAUCCUGGCCACCACCACCACCGACCUGGGCGUGACCACCAGCGUGCCCGAGGUGCCUGUCAUGGAGAAGAUCCUGCAGAAGUUCAGCAGCAUGAACAAGGCCUACUCGCCCGAGAAGAAGAUCGACAUCCUGCUCAAGACCUGCAAGCUCAUCUACGACUCCAUGGCGCUCGGCAACCCAGGCAAGCCCUACGGGGCCGACGACUUCCUGCCGGUGCUCAUGUACGUGCUGGCCCGCAGCAACCUCACAGAGAUGCUCCUUAACGUGGAGUACAUGAUGGAGCUCAUGGACCCCGCGCUGCAGCUGGGCGAGGGUUCCUACUAUUUGACCACCACCUACGGUGCCCUGGAGCACAUCAAAAACUACGACAAGAUCACGGUGACCCGGCAGCUGAGCGUGGAGGUGCAGGACUCCAUCCAUCGCUGGGAGCGGAGGCGCACACUCAACAAGGCCCGAGCCUCCCGCUCUUCCGUGCAGGACUUCAUCUGUGUGUCGUACCUGGAGCCCGAGCAGCAGUCGCGGACACUAGCGUCCCGGGCAGACACACCGGCCCAGGCACUGUGUGAGCAGUGUGCGGAGAAAUUCGAGGUGGGGCAGCCUGAGGACCACCGGCUCUUCGUGCUGGUGGAUGGCCGCUGCUUCCAGCUGGCGGACGACGCACUGCCCCACCGCAUCAAGGGCUACCUGCUUCGGUGUGAGCCCAAGCUUGACUUUCACUUCGUGUACCGACCCCUGGACGGCGGUGGGGGCAGUGGGAGCCCACCCUGCCUUGUGGUGCGAGAGCCCAACUUCCUGUGA
Molecule: messenger RNA, 2895 nt
Organism: Elephantulus edwardii (Cape elephant shrew)
Lineage: Eukaryota; Metazoa; Chordata; Mammalia; Macroscelidea; Macroscelididae
Gene: RIN3
Product: Ras and Rab interactor 3
Exons: 13
Coding region: 1-2895 (964 amino acids)
Biological process (GO): signal transduction; vesicle-mediated transport
Cellular component (GO): endocytic vesicle; cytosol
Molecular function (GO): small GTPase binding; guanyl-nucleotide exchange factor activity
Source: RefSeq, a predicted model, not a curated record